AGGAGAAAACAAAACAAAAAAGCGCAUCAGAUGUGUCUAUCUGCGGGCGUCUGAAAGUGGAUUUCUUCUCCCUGUAGUGUCUGUCGCCCAAAGUGCCUUUUCCUCUCCGUCCAGCGCAAAUAUGCCGAGGGGAUUUUUGGUGAAAAGGAACAAAAAAACCAAUCCUGUGUCCUACCGGGUCCGAUCCGAUGAGGAGGAGACGGAGCAGACGCCGGCUGAUGCGCCUCCGUCCUCCGCCCCUCUCGUCUCCAUCCCGGGGCGCGCACUGACGCCGCCACCCACCUGCGAGGCGGCGGCCGCGGCUCCGGAGCAGGACGCCAGGCCGGUCCAAUUUGGGAACCCGGAGGCGGUGUACCAGGCGCUGUACAGCCCCACCCGGCCGGUCAGCCAAGAGCACGACCGCUCCUAUUUCGAGAGACGCUUCAACCUCGGUUCACCGGUGUCGGCGGAGUCUUUCCCGACACCUGCAGCGCUCACAGCUUUGGAUCAUCUCUUCGCCCCGGUGGACCUGAAAAUCGGCACCAGCAACAGCAGCCGCACCGGUACCACCGCCGGACCAGCGGUCCCACACGCCGGUAACGGGACCAAACGGCCGGCCAGCGACAAUGAGCGCAAAGGCAAACCAUCGUCCAAGAAAACCAAAGCUAUCCGGAAACUGCACUUUGAGGACGAUGUCACCACGUCUCCGGUUCUCGGGCUCAAAAUUAAAGAGGCGCCAGCCGACCAGAAGGCCCCCAGACCGCAGCCGCCGGGAGGGGACAAUGCGCUCGGCGAGUUUGUGUGUCAGCUGUGCCGGGAGGCGUACGCAGAUCCGUUCGCCCUGGCGCAACACAAGUGCUCCAGGAUAGUCCGCGUUGAAUACAGGUGUCCUGAAUGUGAUAAAGUCUUUAGCUGCCCGGCAAACCUCGCCUCUCACCGGCGGUGGCACAAACCGAAGCCCCAGAGCGGCGCGUCAGGUGCGCAAAAUGCCGGUUUGGAGAGCGAUAAGGCGACCGCGUCUGAAAAGGCUGCCUUAGAUGAAGCGAAGGAUUCUAGUGACAGGGACACACCCAGCCCCGGCCCCUCCGAGUCGGGCUCAGAGGAAGGGCUGUACGAUUGUAAUCACUGUGGGAAAAAGUUUAAGCGUCAAGCGUACCUGCGCAAGCACAUCGCGUCGCAGCACGCCUCUCCAAAAGCGGGCGAGGACGAGGACUCGCAGCCCGGCGACGGAGCUCCAAGCGCGGCGCCGUUAAACCUGAGCUCCUCCACCUGCCACUUGUGUCCCGUUUGCGGGGAGAACUUUUCCAACAGAGGCAGUCAGGAGAGGCACAUCCGCCUCCUGCACUCCUCGCAGGUCUACCCGUGCAAAUACUGCCCCGCCAUCUUCUACAGCUCGCCGGGACUAACGAGGCACAUCAACAAAUGCCACCCGUCGGAGAACAGGCAGGUGAUCCUGCUGCAGAUGCCGCUGCGCCCUGCCUGCUGAUCUGAGACCUGAACCAGCUCCG
Molecule: messenger RNA, 1487 nt
Organism: Myripristis murdjan (pinecone soldierfish)
Lineage: Eukaryota; Metazoa; Chordata; Actinopteri; Holocentriformes; Holocentridae
Gene: insm1a
Product: insulinoma-associated 1a
Exons: 1
Coding region: 122-1465 (447 amino acids)
Biological process (GO): negative regulation of transcription by RNA polymerase II; neuron differentiation; regulation of cell cycle process
Cellular component (GO): nucleus; transcription repressor complex
Molecular function (GO): RNA polymerase II cis-regulatory region sequence-specific DNA binding; DNA-binding transcription repressor activity, RNA polymerase II-specific
Source: RefSeq, a predicted model, not a curated record